AGGCUUGGUGUAAACCAUCAAAGAUUUCACAGAUGAAGGUCAUGGAGGUAUUAUUUCACAGUGGGAUCUUCUGUGAGCUCACACGUGAACAGAAAAAAAAUAUUUUUCUCCUUAAGUCGUGGGGUCACUUCAUAAGCAGCCUAGUGAAUCACAAGGCUCCAGUGGAAUGCAGCUUUAGGCCAGGUUUAUGCUGGUUUAUAAUGAACCUCUUGUUUUUCUACUCUGUGUUUUCUGCUGAGAAAGCUCUGCAAGGGUUUUAUUUCCUUUACUUCUGCCUUCUGACCCAGAAAGGAAGCAGCAACCACAGCUGCUGUCUAUGUGGAAAUGUUUUUUAUACUGCAUGAUAUUGUGGUAUGAACAUGUGAUGUGACAGAGGUCGUUUUCACAUUUAUGGAGGUGUAAUUUUGCUUGUACAGUUAUUUCCUCAAUAUCUAGACAUUACUUUAUGCUUCCAAGAGAAAAUGGACAGAUUUUAAAAAGUAAGCUUCCUCUAAACUAUGGACACAUUGGCUCUGUGCUGCAUUGUUUUAUUGAAGAAAUACAGUCAUUGCAAGAUGAGAGGGAGUCCUGUGACUGGAUGUUGAAGUGGCUGUGUUUACCUUGAAAAACACCUGCCUUGAGGACAUGAGAAAUAAUGAGAGAAGUGAAGUUACGGGUGUGCAGAGUUCACCCUCCAUCAUGUCCUCAUCAGCUUCCCUGUCACUGUGAGAGCUGGAGGCAAGUUUUCAGCUACCAUGGAGCAUUGGUGCUGUGUUUCCAGGAGGCGGCACUGCUGAGAGGUGACAGGUCGGCGCUGGGUGUGUGUCUGCACUGAAGCCACCAUGGACGACUUCACUACCAGGACGUACGGCACCAGCGGGGGCCUGGACAACAGACCUCUGUUCGGGGAAACCUCGGCACGGGAUCGAAUUAUAAACCUUGCAGUGGGGGGAUUUACAUCCCUGGUUGUCCUAGUGACUGUAAUCAGCUCAUUUGUUUUCCCCUCAUUGCCUCCACGACCGCUAAAUGUCUUUUUUGCUGUGUGCAUCCUGUUAGCCUGUGGAUCCACCAUAGUGCUGAUAUUCUGGUACCGGCAGGGUGACCUGGAGCCUAAAUUCAGGAAACUCAUCUACUACAUGCUGGCAUGCAUCGUGCUGCUGUGUCUAUGUGCCAACCUCUACUUCCACGAUGUCACGUAAAGGCAGCGACGAGGAAGACAAGGAAGAAGAAGGGACGACAUGGCCUUGACAGGUGGAAACAGGCGGGGAAGAUCUAAACGGUGAUGGAAAACAUGACUGUGACCAAAAGACAAACCUCAACACACAAACUUGAAUGACUUUCCCACGUGACCUGCAGUGGUUCUUGGACCAAAACCAGUGAGACUGAAUGGUUCCAGUGGGAUGAAAACUGUCAGUUCUUAGUGCUGAAUCAAACACACACAACAGCGUAGACUUCUUGAUGCACCGUAAGAGGCCAUAAAUCCACCUGAAGACAGACUUUAAGACAAAAAGGUGUGUUUACAAGCACAUAAACCUCAUUAUUGGUGUCACUUAUGAUAUAUGAUGAAGUCAGAAUUGAAGGAAAAAAUCCACCCUGACAUACUCUGAUGAUGUCUUCUCAUUUUUUAUGCAUUUGGUCAUGUACUUUUAUUUUUGUGUUUAUUUGGCUCUCAUGUUUCCAACUACAAGCCAAAGAAAGGAGGUUAAUUAUCACUCAGUGUCAGACUCAAAGCCAUGUGAAAUAAAUACAUUAAUGGUGCCAGGUAGUUAGAAAGUUACUGCAUUUAAAGCCCUGUCUGUGUCAACAUUUUUUUUUUAAAGCUGCUAUAAUUGAUAAUUAAUCAAAAUAACAUAAAAACAAAGUGUGAAAAAGGUCAGUCAUGAACCAACAAACAAUUAUGAUUCAACCCAAAACAAAUUUUUGGUUCAUUUGUCUUUGGCCAAGUGGAGGAUUCAGGUCCAUACAGUACAUUCCUCAAGGGUAGAAAGACCAACAAACAGAGCUCCACAUUAUGGAUAAUGUUGCUCCAUAAACGGAUAGAAAAUAAAAAGGACCACCUGUACCAUCAAGCUGUCCUGUAAACACACAAAACUUAAAUGUUUACUCACCAACACACUGUGAGACCUUGAAUGUUAGUAAAGGUUUGGAGCAUUUUCCUUUAGGAUGGUCUCUGCAGAAUUCAAAUAUAAUAUUCAGAAUUCUGUUUUCAUUAGUGUAUAAUCACAUGAAAAUGAUAAUUAUAUACUUGUUACCUUUAAAUUAAUGGUUUAUAGCUACAGAUGGAGGGGGUUGAUAUUUCUACCAUAUUUUUUCAGUAGCUCACAAAGGACUCCCUCUUUUAUUUCUGUUUCAUUCCAGUGUUAAGGUGCUUUUCUGAUACCUACUAUGUCAGAGUGUGGACCAGAGAUAUUAUCCUCUGAACCUGAACAGAAAGACAAACAGUUUUUCUAAUUAAGGACUCAUUGUUCUUCUGUCAGUACACCCACUGUAUCAGCUAAAUACUCCAACCCACUGGUAUCAUGUGGAGCAUGCAUGUAUAGCAAAUAUAGUACAAGCUAUUCCACAAGGUACUGAUUAUGUAAUAAACUAUCAAUGCUCAAUGUUUACAACUUGUUUCUCCAAGUGGCCAAAAAUCAUUUUCAGAUUUAUAGACUAUCAUUCCAAAGCUGUAACCAAGACACAUGGCAUAUCCUUAAAAAUAGUGCUUCCUGUUCAUUAGUGGUGCAUUUAAUGGGUGUCAACCACUCAUUAAGUCAUUAAGUGUCAGGUAUGAUGUCAUGUAAACCCCAAGCCUCCAAACAGUGUAUGUAUAUAUAGAAGAUAUUGAUUUACAGCAGCCUCAUUAUCAACAUUGUGCAGUUUUGGGACAGUUUUUGAUCACUGCUUUAGAAUACAUCAGUUUUUUUUUACUUGCCCUCACUUUGGGUUUAUUUCUGGUACAUGUUUCAAGGCAUUCAUCAGGAUGUGUUUUUGACAUUGAGUUAUCAACGACUGCCUAAAUGCACUUUUCUAUACUGUAAAUCAUUCUGAUGCUUUCGUCACUUCUGCCUAUGACCAUCUGAUGAGGGUUUGGAGGCUUUAAAUUCUUCCAGCUUGUUUUUUUUUUCUUUUUUUUGAGGUUUAAUGUUAAAACUAGCUUUAGCUGAUAAAUUGGCAGAGUUUAAUCUGUAGCUGCUCGAAAAUGUAUUCACAUCAUGAAGUUAUUUACUACACAGCCAUUUGCUUUUAAAAUACUCAAAUUGUGACUGUUUUGGGGUGGAUUUUUUCUUAAAGAUCAAAAUUAUGAGCUCUUAAACACCAAAUGAAGGAGAAAGGGAGGUGAUGGAUCCUCUCCUUUCCUUUGGUAAUGUAUACUGUAAUACCAAGUAGCUUAAAGCAAUAGCACAAGAGACAUCAGGGUUCAAGUAUAUGCAACAGGUUUUCUCUGCUUCUUUUCUGCUCUUCCAGUUUUUCUGAUCAUUAUGAAUGGAUUCAAUUAAAUAUAAACAGUACUUAUAAAUAUAUAAAAUACAAUUGCAUUUCCAAAUCAAGACUUGCUAAAAGGAUUUUUUUGUUUUUUUUUUAUUAAAAACUAAUUUAAAUGCUGAAUUACACUGAGUGCCAAUUCUUGCACCAAGCCUGGCUGAAUUACACUUGUUUAAGCCAUAUACACAUACACACACACCAACAGGCCAGCUGGGUGAAUAAGACCAUUCCACAUGGCUUUACACUGAAGCUACAGAACAAAGUAGGUCUUUGUGUGAAUCUGUGAAUGUUUCUAUAUCAUAUUGAUGUGUCUGCCAUCUAGAUUUUGCACAAAUAAUCCUGCCACUUGCAUAUCUGAGCUGGGCUUGUGUGUCUACAAUGAAGUUUGGCUGCACUGUUUGUUCUAUCAGAAUAUUGGAUUAUAAUCAUGGAUGAUAAAUAAAAUUGGCUGCCAGAUCAAUGGUAAUCAGUAA
Sphaeramia orbicularis (orbiculate cardinalfish) is the source of this 3917-nucleotide messenger RNA. It is a transcript of the gene tmem243b, whose product is annotated as transmembrane protein 243, mitochondrial b. The record is from RefSeq and is a predicted model, not a curated record. The coding region runs from base 822 to 1178 and encodes 118 amino acids. Lineage: Eukaryota; Metazoa; Chordata; Actinopteri; Kurtiformes; Apogonidae. The transcript has 5 exons.